CUGGAUUUUCGGCCGUUUUCCUUGAGUAAGUUUAGUUUUUGAAAUUAUUUUUUAAUACUGUAGCUUCAAUUAAUUGUUUCAAACAAAAAUCCAAAAUUUUGAUACAAAAAUCUUAAUUUUCAGCCUAUUGUAUCGAUUUUUGAUGAGCAUUUGUGAAAUCUCCGGAAAACUCGACAUUUUUUGGUCAAACUGGAAUUCUGGCAAUUUUUAUUUAGAGGAACCUGAUAAGGUUAGUUUUUUUUCAUUUUCAAAAUAAAUUCUAAAAAAAUUUUAUUCCUUAUUCAGACGUUCUCUCAACUCAAAUGAAAAAAAAGAAAAAAAAAGAAAAAAGAAAAAAAAAGAAAAAAAGAAAAAAAAGAAAAAAAAGAAAAUAAAGAAAAAAAUGAAAAAAAAAAUGAAAAAAAAGAAAAAAAAAUGAAAUUUCAACUUGGAUAGUUCCCAAUCCUAAGUUGCCCUAACUUUUCCCCCAAAUUUUCUCGCUUCGACCUUUAGGUAUUUUUGUGUCCCUGAUGUUUUCCACCUAGUUUUUUCUAGAUAAUUUUUUUGAGCUAACUCGACCCUUACCCUUUUAUUUUUUUGUGCAUUCGUCUCAGGCAUAGAUGUGGAUUUUGAUAAGGUUAGUUUUGACCCAAAAAACUCUGAUAAUUUUUGAAUUUUUGCAGAUUUCCUUCAAUUUUGUCAAAUUUGUCCCAUCUCCUCGAAGUUUUUUGCUGUUUGGCUUAAUUCGGGGAUGCUUGAUAGUUUUGAGGAAUUGUGAGUUUUUGAUUAUUUUUCCUCGAGGAAAUCGAGUAUUUUCAGAUGUUUCGAAACUCGAAAUUCUUCUGCAAAUUUUGGAAAACUUGGAAAUCAUUUUUGUCGGCAGCCUUUCGAUGUGAUUUUCACAAUGUUUGUUGAUUUUUAUAGUUCACUUCAAAAUCAAUAAUUUUGUAUUUUUCAGGUUCACAUCAUCCACAAAUUCAUUUUCGCCGCGAAAAAAAUUGAGGAGACUGAGUCUAGCGAGUUUUCAGCUUAGGUGAGUUGAAAAUUUAUGAAUUUUUAUGGAAAAUGUGAGAAUUUUGAAUUUUUCAGAUUCGAAAACUCGUCAAAAAUUUGGAAGCUCAUCGCUGAUUUUUUCUUGUCAAAUCCGAAUGUUUGAUUUUCGCCAGUUCUGAGCAUUUGUGAGUUUGAAAAUUGAAAAUUAAUUGGAAUUUUAAUAAUUUUUUGCAGAUCUCGAUUCAAGAAUCUCAAGAUUCUCAACUGGAUUUUGUUGGAAUAUUAAAGCGGAGUUAGAAGAACUCGAUUUCUUCUCGUGAUUUUUAAACGGUUAGUUGAUUUUUUUUAGUUAACUUGAAAAUCAAUAAUUUGUAUUUUUUUCAGAUUCGAAAACUCGAUCAAUUUUUGAAAAAUCGAAACAUUUUGGAUAUAUUUUCUACUAGAAAAAAUGGAUCUUGCUUGAAAUUUGAAGUUUACUGGAACCAAGAUGGUCAUUUUUAUGGAACUUAUCGUCGAAAUUUGAAUUUUGUGAGUUUUUUUGAUUAUUUUUCCCAGAGGAAAUUGUGUAUUUUCAGAUAUUUCGAAACUCGAUUGAAACAAUUCUGGACUGCUGCUGA
This is a messenger RNA of Caenorhabditis angaria, 1589 nucleotides long. The record is from the annotation of a GenBank genome assembly. Lineage: Eukaryota; Metazoa; Nematoda; Chromadorea; Rhabditida; Rhabditidae.